UGCAUGAACCAAACAGCCCCUUAUUCUGUCUUACAAUUUUUUUUCACACGGAUUGAGUAUGUUGUUUAUAUUCUUUUGUAUACCUUUCUUCAGACUAGUAUGAUGGAUUCACAGCAAGCUACACAUACUGUAAGGUCUCAUGGACUAGUGGUGGCAAGGACUCACAUGCAUGAUUGGUUGAUUCUUUCACUACUAGUAGCAAUUUUUAUCAUUCUAAACCUUAUCCAUCCUUUCCAUCGUUUUGUUGGAAAAGACAUGAUGGACGAUCUCAAGUAUCCGAUGAAGGAUAGCACCAUCCCAUUUUGGACCGUUCCAUUAUAUGCAGUUUUCUUGCCAAUGGCUGUCUUUCUGGCCUUCUAUUUUCGUAGAAGAGAUGUUUAUGAUCUUCAUCAUGCCGUACUAGGGCUUUUGUUCUCUGUUUUUAUAACUGGGGUUUUAACACAAGUUAUAAAAGAUGCAGUUGGUCGACCUCGCCCAGACUUUUUCUGGCGUUGUUUUCCUGAUGGAAUAGAUCUAUAUGAUCGAUGGGGAGAUGUUUUAUGUCAUGGUGACAUCGAUGUCGUAAGACAAGGCUACAAGAGUUUCCCAAGUGGGCAUACGUCAUGGUCUUUCGCUGGUCUGGGUUUUUUGUCUCUCUAUUUAUCUGGAAAAAUAAAAGCAUUUGAUCGUCAAGGCCAUGCUGCAAAGCUGUGUGUGGUUUUUCUGCCGUUACUUGUUGCAUCUCUUGCUGCUAUUUCUAGAGUGGAUAACUAUCGGCACCACUGGGAGGAUGUAUUUGCUGGAGCUCUUAUAGGUAUCACCGUGACUAUUUUUUGCUACUUGCAGUUUUUUGCACCCCCAUAUCAUAGUGAAGGUUGGGGACCUUAUGCAUUUUUCCGGGCUUUAGAGGAGUCGUGUGCAAACACUAGCCGAGUUUCUGGACCUCCUGCGACCAACAACACAAUGGGUGAGGUAGAAAUUCAGCAACACGAGAGGAACAACAAUUCGGCAGACGAUCUUGAAUCUGGUACUAGGUUUUAAUUAGUCAUGUAAUGUUUAUUAGUAAUGCUAGAAAAGUAGGUUGAUUUGUUUAUAUGUUUUGUAAUCUUGUAAUCUAUGUGUAUCUUGUUCAAAACCCAAGUGUAUAGAAUGCAGAUUAUUUUUUGU
This is a messenger RNA of Cynara cardunculus var. scolymus (artichoke), 1146 nucleotides long. RefSeq names its product lipid phosphate phosphatase 2-like. Lineage: Eukaryota; Viridiplantae; Streptophyta; Magnoliopsida; Asterales; Asteraceae. The record is from RefSeq and is a predicted model, not a curated record. Gene Ontology annotation, biological process: phospholipid metabolic process. Gene Ontology annotation, molecular function: phosphatidate phosphatase activity. The transcript has 7 exons. The coding region runs from base 4 to 1020 and encodes 338 amino acids.